AUGGCAACCAAAACCAACCAUUCAGUGGCUUCUAUUCUUGGAAUCGGUGCUGCAGAGAGAAGUAACAUCGUUAGCGACCCACCACGUCACCGACAACGUCGUAACCGAACACUGUUCAACGACUCCGCUCUCGACACCUUGGAACAGUCUUUUCAAACCAACCAGUACCCGGACAUCAACCAGAGAGAGCAGCUCGCGGAGUCGGUCGGGGUAACCGAGGCUAGAAUACAGGUGUGGUUCCAAAACCGUCGAUCCCGCCUUCGCCGCAACAAGGGGGCGCCCACACAAAGAUGCGAAAAGCCCGUCGAAUCCCCUUCCCCACCCAAGACUACACCAUCGAAACCGCAACCUCUGGCGACGUUCACUCCACGACCACAACAGAUGGCCAACCCUUUGAACUACCCGAAUUACAUGUUCGGCUACAGCAUCCUAUACCCAUCGGCGAUCCACCCAUCGGCGAUCCACCCUUUGGCGGUCCACCCAUCGGCGAUCCAGAGUCACUACCCAGACCUCGUCGGAUACUCCAGCAGCAGUCCGAAUUCUCCUCUGUGGUCGCCGACCAGUCCCAACUACAUGAAAUUCUUUGACUCUCCUGCCUCUCCAAGAUACAACACGAUUAGCACCCCCUUGAAGACGAUGUUCCCCUUCACUGACGUCUCCCCGGCAAGGCAGAAUUACACCUCCAGCUUGUACACCGGCGGCUUGAUCGCGACAACCACGCCCAUGAAGAUUCCCCUCAAGAUGGCGCCACUGGAUCUCUCUGAUUGGUCCAGUUCUGAGAGCAGACACGCUGACAUCAAGAACAACUCGGGUACCAGUCUAGAGUCGGCGAACAUCAACGUCAGUACAUCUUCUGAUGACGAAAACAGCAAGUGA
Molecule: messenger RNA, 876 nt
Organism: Gigantopelta aegis
Lineage: Eukaryota; Metazoa; Mollusca; Gastropoda; Neomphalida; Peltospiridae
Product: paired box protein Pax-3-like
Exons: 3
Coding region: 1-876 (291 amino acids)
Biological process (GO): regulation of DNA-templated transcription
Molecular function (GO): DNA binding; DNA-binding transcription factor activity, RNA polymerase II-specific
Source: RefSeq, a predicted model, not a curated record